CAGUGCACACUGCAGGAUCCAGAGAGGGUUUCAGGAGCUCCGAUCAAUGUGGAGAAACACCUGGACAACCUGAAGGUCAAGGUCUGGAAGAAAAUGAUUGCUCCUGUGACUCUGGAUCCCAACACUGCACACCCACAUCUCGUCCUGUCUGAGGAUCUGACCAGCGUGAGAUACGUUAAAAAUAACCCACAGAGGUUUGAUCAGUAUUACAGUGUCCUGGGCUCUGAGGGCUUUAACUCAGGGACUCACUGCUGGGAUGUGGAGGUUAGAGAGAACACACGGUGGGGUGUGGGUGUGAUGAUAGAGUCUCACCAGAGGAAGGGAGACUAUGACUCCAUGAGUGGACGCUGGAGUGUGUUGUAUACUGGUGGUGCAUAUGCAGCACGUGCUCCUCCUCAUGCCCCCACUGUCCUCACAGUGCAGCAGAAACUCCAGAGGAUCAGAGUGCAGCUGGACUGGGACAGAGGAGAGCUGUCAUUCUCUAACCCUGAUAAUAACACACACCUACACACUUUCACACACACUUUCACUGAGAGAGUGUUUCCAUUCUUCAGUACUAACUCUCCUCUGAGGAUCCUACCAGUGAGUCCUCAGUAAGAUCAGAGCAGCACUGAUGGAGCUGAUGGUGUCUCUGACUGGACUCUCAUAAGACCAUGGGUCAGAUUUGUACCCUGAAUGUGACACACUUAAACCAGGAGAUGUAUACUAAUGAUGACCGAGUAUACUAAUAAAUAUCUGAGUACCGGUAUACUAAUGAUGAUCGAGUAUACUAUUGAUGAUCGAGUAUACUAAUUAUGUCAGAGUAUACUAACGAUGAAUGUGGGUCAGAGAUUGAGCUAAACUACGGCUCCAAUCUUGCUCUGCCCCACCCUCUUUUAACCUCAGCAUCCAAUCAGGGCAGAGCAUUACUCUGUUCUGAAGUGACACAGUCUGGGGGGAGGAGCAAAUGCAUCUGUACCACAUUCAGGUGUGUGUCACAUUCAGGGUUCAAAUCUGACCCAUGGUCUCAUGAGAGUCCAGUCAGAGACACCAUCAGCUCCACUUAUUUCCAAAUGUGUGC
This is a messenger RNA of Sardina pilchardus (European sardine), 1060 nucleotides long. Its product is annotated as E3 ubiquitin-protein ligase TRIM39-like. NCBI's taxonomy places the organism in Eukaryota, Metazoa, Chordata, Actinopteri, Clupeiformes, Clupeidae. The transcript is spliced from 2 exons. The record is from RefSeq and is a predicted model, not a curated record. The coding region runs from base 94 to 597 and encodes 167 amino acids. Gene Ontology annotation, cellular component: cytoplasm. Gene Ontology annotation, biological process: protein ubiquitination. Gene Ontology annotation, molecular function: protein binding; ubiquitin protein ligase activity.